AUUCCAAAGAAAAGUAACCUAACUUCAUAGAAGAUGUCACUAGGUAAAAUUUUUCUGAUAGUAGCAGCAUGCCUACAGUACAUUAUGUGUUAUGCUGAAGAUGAAUGCAUUGCUUACGACCAAUCGGAUCAAUCCAUCCAGAAAGUUACAGCCGUUAACUCUAUGCAUGAAUGUUUUUUGGCAUGUGUCGCCAACUCGAAAUGCUUGAGCUUUGAGUACGACGGCGUAUGCACAAUUUAUGUUUUCUAUUCACCAAUACAUCGAUCAGAUGGUUAUUACGAUGUAUUUAUAAGAUGCUCAUACAAUUCAACCCAAUGCUCAGCUUAUCCUAAUGAAAAUGUUGCUGAUGACGAUUCGCAAACAACCACAUUUAAUAUUGCCUUAGAAGAUGGUUAUCCCUGCGACACUGCUGUUUCCAAGCUCAAAUAG
Messenger RNA from Physella acuta, 429 nucleotides. RefSeq lists its product as uncharacterized. The record is from RefSeq and is a predicted model, not a curated record. Lineage: Eukaryota; Metazoa; Mollusca; Gastropoda; Physidae.